Messenger RNA from Thalassophryne amazonica, 2979 nucleotides. RefSeq names its product anion exchange protein 2-like. The transcript is spliced from 17 exons. Gene Ontology annotation, cellular component: apical plasma membrane; basolateral plasma membrane; plasma membrane. The record is from RefSeq and is a predicted model, not a curated record. Lineage: Eukaryota; Metazoa; Chordata; Actinopteri; Batrachoidiformes; Batrachoididae. Gene Ontology annotation, molecular function: solute:inorganic anion antiporter activity; monoatomic anion transmembrane transporter activity. The coding region runs from base 100 to 2673 and encodes 857 amino acids. Gene Ontology annotation, biological process: regulation of intracellular pH; bicarbonate transport; monoatomic anion transport.
GCAGGAUAAUCCAGGUGUGACCAGAGACAAUUAGUCUUAACGAGUUCCGUACGAAGACGGAGGAAAACCCAUGGGCAAGUCUAACGUUCCACAUUCACAAUGGCUGGUUUGAGUCUGAAGAGUCGACCCUGUCAGGUGUUUGUACAGCUGGAUGAGCUGGUGAUGGACAGGAACCAGGAUCUGCAGUGGCGAGGGAUAGAACACUGGAACGAGUUUAACAAGGAGGACAGGGAACACUAUGAGGAACAUCACAUUGCAACGUUGUCCUCCUGCUCCCUGCUAGAGCUCCACCAGACCAUCUCCCAUGGGUUGGUCCUGCUGGACCUGAAGCAGAAGACGCUGCCUGGAAUUGCCCAGCAGGUGGUGGAACAGAUGGUGAUCGCAGAACAGAUUCAGGACAAAGACCAAAACAACGUUCUACAAGCUCUGCUGCUCAGAAACAGGAACAACUCCACCGCCAACACUGUGACCCUGACGGACACACGCCAGGGCCAAUCAGAGCCCUCCGUCACAGACUCUGACCAAGAGAAGAAGGGGGAAGCUCCACCCCCCUGUUCCUCCAGAUCCAAACAGGACCUCAAGCUGAUGGACAAGAUUCUGGAGCGAGCCGAGGCCGCUGUCAUCCUUGUGGGCACAGUGGACUUCUUGGAUCGGACUUCAGUGGUCUUCAUACGGCUGCAGGAAGCUGCUCUGCUACAGUCUGUGCUGGAGCUUCCUGUUCCUUUGCGGUUCCUCUUCCUCCUGCUGGGCCCGCCCACCACCAACAUAGACUAUCACCGCAUUGGAUGCUCCAUCUCCACGCUGUUUUCAGACAAGUUCUUCACUGAGGCGGCUUACCAGGCUGAGGACCACCAUGACCUUCUGACAGCCAUCAGUCAUCUCAUGGACAACAGCCUCGUCUGUCCACUGGAGGCCAGCAGCAACCAGCGGAGCGGCCCCCUGCAGGAGAAACAGGCCGGCGGGCAUCAAGACCAAGACACACUCGUUCCCUCGAAAACCAUCGAUGAGCCACUACGGCGCUCAGGUCGACUUUUUGGAGGACUUGUUAAAGACAUGACACGCCGCUACCCUCAGUACCUCAGCGACAUACAAGAUGCUCUGAACCCUCAGUGCAUGGCUGCUAUUAUCUUCAUUUACUUUGCUGCACUAUCUCCUGCCAUCACCUUUGGUGGACUUCUUGGUGAGAAAACAGAGGGUCUGAUUGGCGUGUCAGAGCUGAUCAUUGCCACGGCAAUGCAGGGUGUGGUCUUCAGCGUUCUGGGGGCUCAGCCUCUGCUGGUGAUCGGAUUCUCUGGACCCCUGCUGGUGUUUGAGGAAGCCUUCUUCUCUUUUUGUAAAGACAGUGGGAUUGACUAUCUGACGGGACGAGUGUGGAUCGGCUUCUGGCUGGUACUCAUUGUUCUCCUCACUGUGGCCUUUGAGGGAAGCAUCCUGGUCCGCUUCGUCUCUCGCUUUACUCAGGAGAUCUUCUCCUUCCUCAUCUCCCUCAUUUUCAUCUACGAAACCUUCUCCAAACUGGUCAAGAUCUUUAAGGCGCAUCCUCUCCAAAACCAUUACCAUGGCAACCACACAGCACCUCUAUCUCUGGGAAAUUCCACUGCAACAUCCACCAGGAGUCCUGGGGAGGUUUCUGGAGAACCCAACACAGCUUUGCUGUCUCUUGUGCUCAUGGCAGGAACAUAUUUGAUUGCUGUCUACCUGCGACAAUUCAAGAACAGCUCCUUCUUCCCCGGAAAGGUCCGCAGGAUCAUUGGAGACUUUGGCGUCCCCAUUGCUAUUCUCAUCAUGGUGCUGGUGGACUACAACAUUGAAGACACCUACACUCAGAAGCUCAACGUGCCCAGUGGCGUUUCUGUGUCCAGUCCAGAGAAGCGCGGUUGGCUGAUUUCUCCUCUGGGAUCAGAUGGACAGUUUCCAGUCUGGAUGAUGGGGGCCAGCGUCCUGCCUGCCAUGCUCGUCUUCAUCCUCAUCUUCAUGGAGUCCCAGAUCACAGCUCUGAUUGUCAGUAAGAAGGAGAGGAUGCUGGUCAAAGGCACCGGCUUUCAUCUGGAUCUGCUCAUCAUCGUGGUGGUGGGUGGAGUCUCGGCUUUGUUUGGCUUGCCGUGGCUGUCUGCUGCCACGGUUCGGUCCGUGACCCACACCAACGCCCUGACUGUGAUGAGCAAAGCCGUUGCUCCUGGAGACAAACCCUACAUCCACGAAGUCAAGGAGCAGAGACUGACGGGAUUUCUGGUUGCAGUUUUAGUGGGUGUGUCCAUUGUGAUUGGAGAAGUUCUCCAGCAGAUCCCGCUGGCGGUGCUGUUUGGGAUCUUCCUCUACAUGGGUGUGAUGUCACUCAACGGGAUUCAGCUCACUGAGCGCCUUGUUCUCUUACUGAUGCCCCCCAAGUACCACCCAGACCACGCCUACGUCUGCAAGGUGAGGACACUAAGGAUGCAUUUCUACACGCUCAUCCAGUUGACCUGUCUGGCUCUGCUAUGGGUCGUCAUGGCGACAGCGGCAGCGCUAGCAUUCCCCUUUGUGCUGCUGCUGACCAUCCCAGUGAGGAUGCUGCUGUUGCCCCGCCUCUUCACCAAACAGGAGCUACAAAAUCUGGAUGCUGAUGAUGCGGAGCCCAGCCUGGAGGAGAUCACGGGUCAGGACGAGUACUCGCAGCUUCAGAUGCCCGUUUGACCCAGAGCAGCCUGACUGCUGUCACUGUCUACGUUCUUCUUCUGUGGAACAUUUAUGGUUGUUUUUUUUAUAGUUUCUGUAUCUUUUAGGUAUUUGGGAAAAUCUGAAUUUUGGUUUCACCCGUUUGUACUCGUGUGGACACUGCAGGUGUGUCCUGUCCUUUAGAUCGGCAUGAUCAUUUUUAUUAUCAAUAACUUUUCUAUAUAUUCAUACGUUAUGGAUGUUUUUGAGAUAAGAACUUUUUUGGGAAGAUGUGGUUUGUGUGUUUUCUGAUCAUUCUGAAAUAAACAUUUUAUCUCACACAGA